AUGUCGUCCUUCACGCGCUCCAACAACCUCGCGCUCCUCACGCACUUCCUCCAGACCGUCUCGGACGCGCGCACCUCCCGCAACGCCCCGCUCCUGGCCAGCCUCCUCUGCGCCGACCCCUUCUACGUCCUCCAGAAUGACCUCAUGCUCUCGCUGCGCUCCGAGCUCAGCAGCAACCCCUCCGCCCUGCAAUCCCGCACCGACAAGAUCAUCGGCGACGAAUGGAUGGGCUUCACCGAGCUGGUCGCGGCCUACCUCAAGUACGUGCUCAACCUGGACCCCGCGGUGCUGUACGACACGGGGACGUCGCGCGCCUGGCAUAGCAGCUUGAAGACGUACAUGGGCGCGAUCAAUCCGGCGUUCAAUUCGCCGCAGGGCGGGGUGCUGAUUCCGCUGGUGAAGGGAACGGCGGCGCUGCUGACGAGCGCGGCGUUGAGGAUUGAUGCGCAGAUUGGGGAUCCGAGGUUUGGAUGCUCGCAUGCGGCGAUGAAUGUGCUGCUGAGGACGUUUAAUUCGACGUUGGGGGAGAGGACGCUGGCGUCGGGGGCGCCGACGAUGCAGACGUUGGGGAAGAAGGCGGCGACGCUGAGGAUUGCGAAUUUACUGUUUAAGCUGUAUUUCAAGCUGAACCAAAUCCGCCUCUGCGCAACAAUCCACACAAACAUCAACGCCGCCUCGAUCCCCUCCUACCUCCACCUCUACCCCAAAUCCGACCGCUGCGCCUACACCUACUACCUCGGCCGCCACCACUUCUUCAACGCCCACUUCACCACCGCCCUCAGCACCCUCACAACCUCCUACAACCUCACGCGCCCCGCCGACAUCUCCCAGCGCCGCCUCCUCCUCCUCUACAUGAUCACCUCUGCCCUCAUCCUGGGCAAAUUCCCGUCGGAGUCCCUCCUGGCCCGCCCCGAGGCCCACGGCCUCGCGCAAAUGUUCUACCCUAUCUGCCGCGCCAUCCGCCUCGGCGACUUCCGCGGCUUCCGCCACGCCCUCGGCGACGAAGGGCCGGAAACGUGGCGCCGCCAGUGGUGGAUCCGCAGGGAGCUGUAUCUGGCGCUAAGAAACAGAUGCCAGAUCCUGCUGUGGCGCGGGCUGAUUAGGCGCACGUGGCUGAUUACGAGGCCGCCCAUGCUGUCGGCUGCACAGGUUGCCGAGGGCGCGAAGGCGGCGCCGCCGACGGUGGGGAUGUGGCAGAUUUUGGUGCUGGUGAGGUUUUUGCAUCGAACCCCUGGGGAGGAGCAGGGGGCUGGGAAGGGGGGGAAUCCGUUGUUUCUGGGUGCGGAGGAGGAGGAUACUGAUGAGGAUGAUGACGGGGAGGAGGACGGGGAGGGCGCGGAUGAAGGUGGGUACUUUGGGCUCAAGGUCAAUAUGAUUGAUGUCGAGAGCGCGAUCGUCAGCCUGUGUGACCAGGGGUUUAUAAAGGGCUACAUUGCCAGGCAGGCGACGGGGCCGCUGAUUGUGUUGGGACGGUCCGGGGCGUUUCCGGCAGUGGCAGAGAUAUAUAAUAGCAGUAGGUGGAAGGCCGAGGGCGAGGAGAGCGGGUCUGAGGAGGGCAAUGGGGGCGCGAUGACGGUGAAUCCGUUUGCGGCCAUGGGCGCCGGGGGGGGGAUGGGUGGUGGGGGGAGGGUGGUCAAUUUGAGUGGUGUGAGGGGGGUGGGGCAGAGGGCUUUUUAG
Morchella sextelata is the source of this 1677-nucleotide messenger RNA. RefSeq lists its product as uncharacterized. Gene Ontology annotation, cellular component: transcription export complex 2. Bases 1 to 1677 code for a protein of 558 amino acids. Gene Ontology annotation, molecular function: double-stranded DNA binding; RNA binding. NCBI's taxonomy places the organism in Eukaryota, Fungi, Ascomycota, Pezizomycetes, Pezizales, Morchellaceae. The transcript has 2 exons. Gene Ontology annotation, biological process: post-transcriptional tethering of RNA polymerase II gene DNA at nuclear periphery; transcription elongation by RNA polymerase II; poly(A)+ mRNA export from nucleus. The record is from RefSeq and is a predicted model, not a curated record.